This is a messenger RNA of Symbiodinium necroappetens, 348 nucleotides long. The record is from the annotation of a GenBank genome assembly. NCBI's taxonomy places the organism in Eukaryota, Dinophyceae, Suessiales, Symbiodiniaceae.
AUGGCUGAGACAACUUCUAGCUCUCGCAAGUCAAAGUUGCAGAAGGCUAGUGCAGAGGCUGGCGAGGUCCCAGUCGGUAAAGGAGGGAGGCAGCGCAAAGUCUUGCGUGAAAGCAUCCAGGGCAUCACAAAGCCCGCAAUCCGACGCCUUGCUCGACGUGGUGGCGUCAAGCGCAUAAGUGGCCUUAUCUACGAGGAGACUCGCGGUGUCUUGAAAACAUUCUUGGAGAAUGUUCUCCGUGAUUCGAUCACUUACACAGAACAUGCCCGCCGCAAGACCGUGACCGCCAUGGACAUUGUGUAUGCGCUCAAACGCCAGGGCCGGACGAUCUAUGGCUUUGGCGGCUAG